Molecule: messenger RNA, 558 nt
Organism: Dioszegia hungarica
Lineage: Eukaryota; Fungi; Basidiomycota; Tremellomycetes; Tremellales; Bulleribasidiaceae
Exons: 7
Coding region: 1-558 (185 amino acids)
Molecular function (GO): RNA binding
Source: RefSeq, a predicted model, not a curated record
AUGGCUGAACUCCGCGAAUCUUCACCUGCAAUUGCGGACGACGAUGUCAACGUCGACGAGGAAUUGCGUCUGAUGCAGGAACGGCUGAAGCAAAUGGAGGAUGAGCGCAACGCCUUAGAAUCCAACAAGAACGCCUCAGCUUCAACAUCAGUCCCAAAAGGGGAAGAUGGAGAUCUAGACACAGAAAUGGAGGACGAGCCAUCAGCUGUUGACGCCAGGAGUGUAUAUAUCGGCAAUGUGGAUUACGGAGCGACACCAGAGGAGAUACAAGCGCAUUUCCAAGCAUGCGGGACGAUCAAUCGGGUCACUAUUCUAUGCGACAAGUUUACGGGGCAUCCGAAAGGGUACGCGUAUGUAGAGUUCGCAGAACCCUCCAUCGUGCAGAACGCGGUAGUGUUGAACGACAGUAUGUUUAGGGGACGAUUAUUAUCGGUGAAGGAGAAGCGGACGAACGUGCCUGGGAUGAACAUGACGAAUCGUGGACGAGGGCGAGGGAGGGGAAGGGGAGGGUUCAGGCCAUAUAGGGCGAGAGGGCGCGGUAGGGGCCGGGGAUACUAA